Passer domesticus (house sparrow) is the source of this 2488-nucleotide messenger RNA. RefSeq names its product cytochrome b5 reductase 4. The coding region runs from base 440 to 1924 and encodes 494 amino acids. The record is from RefSeq and is a predicted model, not a curated record. Gene Ontology annotation, molecular function: oxidoreductase activity; heme binding; FAD binding. The transcript is spliced from 15 exons. NCBI's taxonomy places the organism in Eukaryota, Metazoa, Chordata, Aves, Passeriformes, Passeridae.
AAGUCCUAAGGAAAGGCAGCAGGUCAGUGCUCAGAAUGACACUUACAUGUGCUGGAAGUGACAGGUAGUUUAAACUUUGUAUCAAAAGACAGUAAUGAAAAUGUCACUUUAUGUCAUUAGAAUUAUACUUCAAUUAGACUUCUUUUUUUGAGCAGAAAUAGCAAUAAAGCUAGCAAGAAUUUGAGAUACCACCUUCUUAAUAAAUUGCUGCAAUGACUACUGGGUUUGGAGAGACCUAUUUUUCUAAGAGUUUUCACUCUUUGAAAAAAGCUUGUAGAAUUCUUUGUCUAUUUACUUGGCAGCUGCAUUAUCAGAAAAAAUGCUGGAGCUUCUAUUAACUUUAACUGGUGAACAGCUCACAAGAUGACAGUUGGUCUCCUAUUUGUUUACUAUUUCCUUAAAUGCUUUGAAAAUGCUCAGAAAAUAAAGGUUCUGCAGCAUGGGUGUGCUUUCUGCAAGGAAUUGCAAACAUGGUGUUGUAAAAUGUGAUUCACUGAGUUGGUGUUUUUUAGAAACAGACAUUCUCUGGGUCUCUGUUACUCACCAGGUUUAUCUGAGAAACUGUGAAAGAGCAGAAAAGAAAUCUCCUGUUUCGGAAAGGAAAUAUGUUACCUCUUUACAUGUCAUGCAUCAGAAAUUCGCUUUUCUGCCAUCCAUUUCCUCUACAAGUUCUCCAGUUCUGGUUCAUCGGUGGGUCAAUUACGAAUCAAUGCUGAAAGAAUGUCUUGUUGGGAGGAUGGCUGUCAAGCCCGUUGCUGCUCCGAAAGAGAUUUCUUCUGCUGUGUCUGAAGACAAGAAACAGCUUAAUGGUGUGCUUCCUGAGAAGAAAGUACUGGCUUCUUCUGCUAAAGAUUUAAGUCCGAGUUACGACUGGUUCCAAACAGAUAGUUUGAUCACAAUUGUGAUAUAUACUAAGCAGAAGGACAUGAAUGCAGACUUGGUGAUAGUUGACUGUCAAGACAAGCAAUUAAGGGGAGAAAUCAUCAUGGAUGACCACUCAUAUCUUGUAGAAGUUGACUUGGAUCAUGCAGUUUCAGAAGAUGUGGCUGUAAAUAUUGCUGAAAAAGUAGGGAAAGUAGAGAUUAUCUUAAAUAAAAAGGAUAACAUUCAUUGGAAAAUACUGGGACAGCCCUGUGAGGGUCAUAAUACUUUUAUCAAACGCACAGACAGAGGACUGUUCUACAGAAAAUGCAAGUUGGUUUCUAAGACAGAAGUUACCCAUGACACCAAACUCUUCUGCCUAAUGUUGCCUAAGGGAACACAUCUCCGUGUUCCCACUGGACAACAUGUUUACCUCAAACACAUCAUUGCAGGGACAGAGGUAGUAAAACCAUACACACCUGUGUUGCCUUUUUUGCCACUGGAUUUCCAAGGACCACCUUGCCAUGAUGGUGUGCAUCUAUAUUUAAUGAUUAAAAUUUAUUCCCAUGGACUGUUUACACAGGCACUUGACCACCUGCAAAUUGGAGACUAUAUUUCUGUCAGCAAUCCUGAAGGCAGCUUCAAGAAGUCACAACUUCAAACUUCAGAAGAUCUCCUUUUAUUGGCAGGAGGGACAGGUUUCACACCAAUGGUUAAGCUGCUGAAUUUUGCUCUGACUGAAGUUAGCUGUCUCAGGACAGUGAAGCUGAUCUUCUUCAACAAAACUGAGGAUGACAUACUCUGGAGAAACCAACUAGAGCAAUUAGCUCUUAAAGAUGAAAGGUUUGAGGUUCAAUUCAUUCUUUCACAACCAUCAAAAGAUUGGGUAGGUAAACAGGGGAAGAUUUCUCCGUCUCUUCUAUCUGAGUUUGUGAAAAGAAGUAGAAGAGACUCCAAAGUGCUUAUCUGCAUCUGUGGUCCAACACCUUUUACAGAACAAGGAGUACAAUAUCUGAAGGACCUUGGAUACUCCCAAGAAGAGAUACACGCUUUUACUGCAUAAACCCAUAGGAGGAUAUCAUUGUUUAUAUAAUUCAGUGUUAUUUAUUUGUCUUCAUGAAUUUAAAUAAGUGAGAAACAAUUUUGUAAGACUUGAAAUUUCAUUCUUGGUACCAAACUGUUUCUUGGAAGAAGCAUAUCUUGGAAAAUAAGUUUUAUACUGUGUUUUAUCUUCUUUUUGUAAAUAUUUUUGCUAAUAUUUAAGUCAUCCAGGGUGUUAAUUUAUUGUAGAGGCAAGCAAAAAAGUGUAGUAUACAUUAUGUCAGGUGUUUCAUGUUGUUGGUUCAUGAGAAUUCUGAAAUUUGCAACAAGCUCUGAUAAAGGUUUUGACUUGAUAAAGCUUAUUAUUUCUUACUGUAAAAAGUCCAAAGAGCAAUACUGUCUGAAAUUAAAUAUUGCACUGUAACUCAGGUAAUCAGUCCUUGAAAAAUUUUCCUUUUCAUCUGAUGUCUCUAUUUGACUUGCAAGUGAUCCAGAUACAUUUCUGGCUUUGUAAACAAAGAAGAAAAGUACCUUUGGUAAAAUAAAAAAUUUACAUCAAAUAAUAAAAAAUAAUCAUUUUACAUUA